Molecule: messenger RNA, 1700 nt
Organism: Papilio polytes (common Mormon)
Lineage: Eukaryota; Metazoa; Arthropoda; Insecta; Lepidoptera; Papilionidae
Product: calcium release-activated calcium channel protein 1-like
Exons: 8
Coding region: 376-1542 (388 amino acids)
Biological process (GO): store-operated calcium entry
Cellular component (GO): membrane
Molecular function (GO): store-operated calcium channel activity
Source: RefSeq, a predicted model, not a curated record
GGAAGGCUGCACCGUCGCGGCAGCACGUGCUCCGCGCAAUAUAUCGUAAAAAAAAAUAAUAAAAAAACAUUAAACGUCAAACGAUUACGAUCGCGAUUUGUUUUGUGAGACGGCCAAAAGUUUUCGUGCGCUUGUUUACAAAACGAUACGCGAAUUCAAGUCGUCUUUGUGUCCUGUGUUGAGUUUACAGUUUGCUAUUGAACGGAAAUCAUUGUUUCAAAGUUGACGGAAGAGUUUUCUUUUUUUUUUAAAUUGUGUACGGAUCUUCUCGUAAUUUAAAUUCUAACCAGAAGUGAUACAGCACAUUUUACAAUGGAUAAUGUUAAGCGUUCUGUAGUAAAGGAGCAGUUGUGAUAAAACUGAAACGUUCCAACAAUGCUUCUACUACCCUGCAGCACCAUGUUAGAUGUGCCAGACAAUGUAUCAGAAGCUAGCUACGUAACGAGCGUGGAAGACGCGAGCCGCGUGGACCAAUGCACGCAGACCCCCAGCGGCAAGGCGCGGCCACGUACGCUCCAAAGGUACCACACUACCGACCACCUCUACGAGAGAUCGCACAGAGCUUACCGGCUCAGGCACGAACUCAGGCCAAAGAGCCUGGGCCUCAGUGACUCGUACCCUUGCUUUGGAAAGCCGCCGAGCUAUGAGUGCGGAACUACACCCAAGUUAAAGGUAAGCGUGACCGACAGUCCGACGAUCUCUAUCAGCCCUCCGCACAGCUUGGACUACGUAUGCCAGAAGGGUAGUCCUGGCAGCGUGACGCCCAACGGAAUGCUCUCCAGCAAAUCCACGGCCACCACAGUACUGCUGAGCCCCAGCUAUCUACAAACGACUUGUCAGUGCAGUCAGUCUAUUAAGAGUGUGAGUGAGGUGGCGUUGACGAUGCCAGCUGGGUCUGCGGCUGCGGCGGGCGCAGGCUGGGGCGAGGAGGUGCCGGGACUGGCGUCAGAUGGCCUCUCCUGGCGCCGUCUGCAUAUGUCCCGAGCCAAACUCAAAGCGACUGCCACGACGUCCGAACUGCUCUCAGGUUUCGCGAUGGUAGCUAUGGUAGAGUUACAGAUCAACGAGCCAACGAACGUGCCCGAAUGGUUGUUCGUUAUGUUCGCUGUGUGCACGACCGUGUUAGUCGCUGUGCAUAUCUUUGCUCUAAUGAUCUCUACGUACCUGCUGCCGAAUAUCGACGCGGUCAGCAAGAUGGAGACGCCCGGGGGACCCACCCGCGCGCUCAGGGACUCUCCGCACGAACGUAUGCGGGGAUUCAUUGAGCUUGCGUGGGCUUUUAGCACUGUUUUAGGUCUGUUCCUAUUCCUGGUGGAGAUAGCGAUCCUGUGCUGGGUGAAGUUCUGGGACUACUCGUUCGCGGCCGCCACCGCCGCCACCGUCAUCGUCAUACCAGUCUUAAUAGUAUUCGUUGCGUUUGCCAUCCACUUCUACCACUCGCUGGUGGUGCAGAAAUGCGAGACAUCGGUGCAGGACAUCGAACAGCUCGAGACAAUGAAGCGCGAACUCGACACCGCUACCGUUAAAGUCAACAUGUUCUAAUUCUAACGAAAUACCGAUGUUUCUAACGAUUCGAUUCGAUCAUUCAUUCGAUUAAAAAGAGAUCUGUGGACGAUAGACAAACCUGUCUCGUUUUUAAUCUAUGAAUGAACUGUCACUGUCAUUGAAAUUGGCGGAAAAAGUUCGAUAUUUGUAAAAUA